CUAUAAUGAUCGAAUGAAAUUUUAGUUGUGCAAAGAGGUACCUUCCUCUUGACAUUAUGACUCAUGAAGAUAAUGUUGCCUAAGUGAAGGUGCUUUGUUAACUAUGCCUCGCUGACCCUGAAUUGGACAUUCGGUCUAGCUGUUAGAUACAAUCCGAACCAAAAAGGAUGUCCUCCGGGGAGUGGGACCUGCGGGCGCUGAAGGCGCUCGAGGAGGAGGAGCAGCGCGAGUUUCUGGCCCUCAGCCAGCGGAACCUUUUCGAUCCGCUGCCGAAUCCCGUUGCGGAGCCCUCGGCCAGUGCGAAGCCGUCGCUCACCUACGCCCAGCUGCAUCCGCACCUGCUCAAGCUGCCGACGAUCGACGAGUGCCAGCUGAUGGCGGUGAAGCAGCAGCAGCAGCAGCGGUCGGCUGCUGGCCUGCGAUUCAGCCGCGCCCUCUCCCUGUCCGCCCACUCGCUGACCUCGCGCACCGGAAGCGGUACGGCCGGCGGAAGCGGAAACGGCGGUGGUCUCGGCUUCGGGCGGAAGUUGAAGGCCCGCCUGGUCGGCGCCAAAUCGAGUGGCUCCCUGUCGCCCGGACGCCAUUCGCACAGCUACAGUGUGUCACCGGUAUACACGCCGCCGCCGAUGCGACGCUGCGCCACCCUGCAUCACACGCAACCGGUGCGCAAGGCCUUCAAGAAUCUGCAGCAGCUGCAGGAGCGGAAGCGCCAGGCGACCGGAAGUAGUCACCUGCAAAGGAUCUCCGGCACCGGAAAGACGUACUGGAAGUACGGGGCCAAUUCCACGGCUGCCUCCAUAGUGGCACGCCAAAAGACUCAACAGCUCGAGGUCGAGGAAUCGAACGGCUCCGACGAGAUGAACUCGGAGCCGCCGGAAGUGUCCGAGGCGGAAACGGGCUCCUGCAGUGUACCGUUGCCCACAAAGGAUACAAACGAAGUCCUGCGAUUGAUGCUCAGUGCGGCCAGCUCGGCGGUAACCGUAACGCCAACGGCAACGGCGGCCAUUGGGAACGGCUUGGGCAUUGGUAACGGUAACGGUAUUUGUAACGGUAUUGUGACAGCAGCAACUGGUGGUGUCCUGCCAGUGCGACGCUACCAGAAUGCCAGCGAUGUUGAGCAGGACGAAACUGUUGCGUACGAAGCUUUCCAUCAGGCGGCCAAAAGCUUCGAGAGCAGCGCUCUCUUUCAACUCGGCGGCGGCAGCUUAACAGGGCAAGAGAGCGGCGAUAACGGUAAAGCCAGUGACAUCAGUCCGAGUAACAGUCCCGCGAGGGAAACGCAAUCCACAGCGGGCAGAAGGAUGUUCAAGUCGUCCUCGCUGGAUUGGCCCGGGGAAUCGCAACAGCAGCAGCAUCAGCAUCAGCAUCAGCAUCAGCAACAGCAACAGCAUCUUUUAAGCCAGCAGCAACAUCUUGGCCAACAGCAACAUCAGGUUGCAAAUCAGGUGGAAUUGGUCGAACAGCAGGCACAGAAGGACACUCGCUUCCGGCAACGGGAUCACUGGGAACUCGAGCACGUCCACUUCCACCACGAAGGACUCGGUCACCUCACAGCAGGCACAUCCGCUGUCAUCGAUGACGAACUGGAGCAACAUAUCAAGCACUGUUCCUGCUCCUGCAAUCACAUGGGCUACGGCAACUCGAUGGACUAUCAGACGACAGGCUUCGGUGGAUUACCGGACGUCACCGAGCACUCGAACAUCCGCCGCACUCUGUCCCGCCAGAACUCGAUCUCGAACAGCGAUUCCGGCGGCGAGAUAGCCAGCAUCCAGAAGUCGAAGGUGAACUUUGGCAAUCCCCUGGCCGGGGGCGUGGUCGUGGGCGGGGAUAUAGUCGGCCUGGAUGCCAAAUCGCCGACAUCGCUCAAUUCGGCGACGGGAGCCGGUGCAGCGGGGAAGGCAAAGGGCAAGGCGUCGAGAAAGGCGAACGCCGGAGCAGAUGGCGGCCAGAAGGGGAGGAGGGGCUCCUGGCUGGUGGCCCUCACCCUGGUGAGUGCCAUCUGCCUGCUGGCCAUCGCCGCCACCUUGGCCUACCAGCACUUCCUCAUGGCGCCCAGCCGCAAUUCGCACGCCCAAAGACUGAGAAUCGUAAGGCGGAUCCUGCGCGAGGUGCCGCUGGUCGAUGGCCACAACAAUUAUGCCUGGAAUGUGCGCAAGUACGCCCACAGCAGCCUGGAGCUGCAUCUUAGCCACGACGUCGACCACAAGUCGCUGUGGGCGCGGCCAGCGUGGGCGCAGACCGAUAUGGAGCGACUCAAGCAGGGACUGGUCAGCGUCCAAGUGUGGUCGGCAUAUGUGCCGUGCGAGGCGCAGGGCUUGGACGCGGUCCAACUGGCACUGGAGCAGAUCGACAUUGUGCGGCGACUGUCGGACAUGUACGCCCGGGAAACGGUGCUGGCCACAUCCUCGCAGGACAUCGUGGAGGCGCACCGCCGCGGCCUGCUGGCCUCGCUGAUUGGCGUCGAGGGCGGCCACACGAUCGGCUCCUCGCUGGGGGUGCUGCGAUCCUUCUACUCACUGGGCGCCCGCUACCUCAGUUUGACCCAUCGCUGCGACGUCUCGUGGGCGGGAUCGAGUGCCUCGCCGGCGGAACAGGGACUCACGCCCUUCGGCAAGGCCAUCGUCCGCGAAAUGAACCGGCUGGGCAUGAUGAUCGAUCUGUCGCACAGCUCGGAUGCCACCGCCCGCGAUGUGCUGCAGGUGACCCGGGCUCCGGUCAUCUUCUCCCAUUCCGCCGCCCGCCAGCUGUGCAACUCGACGCGCAACGUGCCGGACGACAUCCUGCGCUUGGUGGCCGAGAACGGCGGCCUCAUCAUGCUGAGCUUCGACUCCGAGGACGUCGCUUGUGGUCGGCAGGCCCGCCUCCAGGACGUGAUCGAGCACAUCAAGUAUGUGCGGGCCAUUGCUGGCAUUCAGCACAUUGGACUGGGCGCCGGUUACGAUGGCAUCGAAAUGCCGCCGUUGGGACUGGAGGAUGUGUCCAAGUAUCCGGAACUGCUGGCCGCCCUGCUCGAGGAUCACAACUGGAGCGAGGAGGAUGUGGCCAUGCUGGCGGGCCGGAACUUUCUGCGCAUCAUGGAGACGGUGGAAACGGUGCGCGACUACUGGAAGCGGGCGGCCAUCCAACCGAUCGAACAGACGGAGCCGCAGCCGAAGACGCAGUGCACCUACAUGUCCUCGUGACCCCAGGCACAGGCGCAGUCACAGUCGCAGUCACAGUCACAGUCGCAAUCGCAGGCUGUAAGGCAGCGACGGCAGGAACCACCGCGAACCAAUGUGGA
Molecule: messenger RNA, 3280 nt
Organism: Drosophila ficusphila
Lineage: Eukaryota; Metazoa; Arthropoda; Insecta; Diptera; Drosophilidae
Exons: 3
Coding region: 168-3182 (1004 amino acids)
Biological process (GO): proteolysis
Molecular function (GO): metallodipeptidase activity
Source: RefSeq, a predicted model, not a curated record